CUCCCUCCCCCACAAUCCUCCAUUCCCAGACCAGAACCAGAGCAAGCUCGGAGCACCGCUCCCCCGCCCCGCCCCGCCCAGCAAAGUUCCAUCGCGAAGCCGCGCCGGGAACGCCGUCCAGCCACGCCACGCGCGAUGAGCUUCUCGUCGGCGUGCAAGCAGCAGGUGCUGGGCGCCGGCGGCGAGGAGGCGAGGGAGGAGGAGGGGGCGAUGGAGCUCAUCCCCGGCCUGCCGGAGGAGGUGGCCGAGAAGUGCCUCCUCCACCUCCCCUUCCUCUACCACCGCCUGUUCCGCACCGUCUCCUCCAACUGGAACCGGUUCCUCACCGACGCGCCGGGGGCCGCCGCCAAGGGCUCGGCUCCGCCGGCGGCGACGGCGACCGUGUCCCUCUCACUGCCGUUCCUCUUCGCCUUCGCCUUCGACCCCGUCUCGCGCCGCCUCCAGUGCCAGGCGCUCGACCCCUUCUCCCGCCGCUGGCUGCUGCUGCCCCCGGUCCCCUGCGGCGCCGCGGCCGGCUCGUUCGCGGUGGUGGGCCUCCCCGCACGCGGCGAGAUCUACGUAAUCGGCGGCGUGGAGGAGGGCGGCGACAAGGCCGUGAGCAGCGUGGCCGUGUACAGCGCGGCGACCAACCGGUGGGGGCAGGUGGCCGGCAUGAGGACGGCGAGGGGGUACAUGGCGGCCGGCGAGGUGGGCGGGCGCGUGGUGGUGGCCGGCGAGGACGGCGAGGCGGAGGUGUUCGACCCGGAGUCGGCGCGGUGGUCGCCCGCAGCUCCCCGGGGCGGCGCGGCCGUGGCGAGGUACGACGCGGCGGCGGCGGGCGGGAAGCUGUACGUGACGGAGGGGUGGGCGUGGCCGUUCGAGCGCGCGCCGCGGGGCGCGGUGUACGACGCGGCGGCGGACGCGUGGUCGGACAUGGCCCGCGGGAUGCGGGAGGGGUGGACGGGCUCCUGCGCCGUGUCCGGCGGCCGGAUGUACAUCGUGGCCGAGUACGGCGAGUGGCGGCUGAAGCGGUACGACGAGCCGCGCGACGAGUGGCGGAUGGUGGCCGGCGGCGGGGUGCCGCAGGAGGUGCGGCGGCCGCACGUCGUCGCGGGCCAGCUGGAGGAGGUCGGCUGCGGCAGGCGCAGGAUCUACGUGGUCGGCGCGGGCCUCGACGUCGCCGUCGGCACCGUGUCCGCCGUCCAGAGCGGCGCGGCGGAGGAGGAGCGGGUGGAGUGGGAGGUCGUGAAGGGGCCCGAGGAGUUCGUCGGGCUCGCGCCCUGCAACGCGCAGGUCCUCUACGCCUGAGACGGACGCCAACCUCGUCGGCGCCGGUCACCGGCGGGAGAAAGGGAAAGGAGACCCGACCCUGGGCCCGCAUGUCAGUUACCAACGCCUCCGUCAUCACCGAGCUAGUAGCUCACUGCUGACGCCGCAGGCCCGCAGUGGUCGGGCGGCUACUAGUGCUGCUAGUACAGCCAGCCGAGCGCACGGGCGGGCGGCGAGGCCUGCCAUGCGGGCCCCCGGCAUCAGCCGCCGGUGCGAGAGCAGCCGAGCGUGCCCUUUAUGCCUGCUGAGCAGAGCAGAGCAGAGCAGGGAGGAAGCGUGCGUGCGUGCGUGUAAAGAGCAAAAUGAUUACACCUGCAGCAAUGGCUCGUAGUAGUCCACCAGACUUUAUUUCCCGCUUUAUCAGAGCAUUUUCCGCUUGCGUUUCGUACCA
This is a messenger RNA of Aegilops tauschii subsp. strangulata, 1699 nucleotides long. RefSeq names its product F-box protein AFR. Gene Ontology annotation, molecular function: protein binding. The record is from RefSeq and is a predicted model, not a curated record. NCBI's taxonomy places the organism in Eukaryota, Viridiplantae, Streptophyta, Magnoliopsida, Poales, Poaceae.